This is a messenger RNA of Knipowitschia caucasica, 933 nucleotides long. The record is from the annotation of a GenBank genome assembly. Lineage: Eukaryota; Metazoa; Chordata; Actinopteri; Gobiiformes; Gobiidae.
AUGAGACAAAACUGUUCUAACAGCGGCUCUGACGGCUCCACAGACGGCUCCACAGACGGCUCCUCUGACGGCUCCUCAGACGGCUCCACAGACGGCUCCACAGACGGCUCCACAGACGGCUCCUCUGACGGCUCCUCUGACGGCUCCACAGACGGCUCCACAGACGGCUCCACAGACGGCUCCACAGACGGAUCCACAGACGGCUCCACAGACGGCUCCACAGACGGCUCCACAGACGGCUCUUCUGACGGCUCCUCUGACGGCUCCACAGACGGCUCCACAGACGGCUCCACAGACGGCUCCACAGACGGCUCCUCUGACGGCUCCACAGACGGCUCCUCUGACGGCUCCACAGACGGCUCCUCAGACGGCUCCACAGACGGCUCCACAGACGGCUCCACAGACGGCUCCACAGACGGCUCCACACACGGCUCCACAGACGGCUCCACAGACGGCUCCACAGACGGCUCCACAGACGGCUCCACAGACGGCUCCUCUGACGGCUCCACAGACGGCUCCUCUGACGGCUCCACAGACGGCUCCACAGACGGCUCCUCUGACGGCUCCACAGACGGCUCCUCUGACGGCUCCACAUUAUGCUCAACCAGAUCAGUUCAUUCAGAUGUUCUCUCCACAUUUUUGAGUAUGGCCAAAUGCACCUCAUCCGUGGCGGUCUCCAGUGAUACAGGGGUGAUGCAGUCAGAGCGUGGCGGAUGUUCCCACGGACCCGCUCACUCCUCUGUGGCGGUCUCCGGUGAUGCUGGGUCCACCUCUGGUGCUAUGAGGAGCGUGGCCCAAACGUCACCGGAGACCCCAGCGGAGAUGAUGAUGAGAGCUGAGCAGAAAGGACAAACCUGGAUGGGGCUGUUCCGUGUGACAGCAGGAGCCGACGGUGGAACUCCGCGCCUCAGUCAUAAUGAGAACGGAGACUAA